AUGGAGCUGAAGUCGAAAGGCUACCCAGCGUUGAGCUGCAGCCCACUGUUGACCGCUAUGUAUCUGAAGAGGGCAUGCACUAUCUACAUCCCUUCGAUGAUAUACAUUUGAUAUGCGGUCACGGAAGCACAGGUUUAGAGAUUCUUGAAGAAGUGCCUGACCCCGAUGUCAUCCUUGUAUGCUGUGGGGGAGGAGGUUUGCUGGCUGGAAUAUCCGCUGCUGUGAAACUCUCAGGCAAAUCUCAUACAAGGAUCUACGGGGUGGAACCGGAGCAAGCCUGUCUUAUGUAUAUGAGCAAGCAGUUGGGCAAGGUCGUUCAAAAUCCUUCAGUUCAUUCUAUCGCCUCUGGAUUAGCUCCUCCUUAUGCAGGUAACAAUGCCUAUCGACACGUCGCCAAGUAUGUAGAUGACAUCCUGUUAUUAAGCGAGGCGGAGAUCAUAGCCUCUGUCUCCCGUCUUUACCAUGCUGGCCUGGUGGUGGAGCCAGCGGGGGCUGCAGCCUUUGGGGCGCUUCUCUUCGAUAAAGUGCCCGACGUCAAGGGCAAGAAGGUGGUUGUGGUGAUCACCGGGGGCAACGUCUCUCCUCAAGAACUUUGCAACAUUGUGCAGACAACGCCAUUACAGGAUCCAUCGGAUGACGAGGUUGCAAGAAACAAUUUGGACCAGCAGAAGAGUGUCUCAGUUAACAAUGAAGUGCAAUAUUAUGAAGAGAACGUCGUUACAGGAUCUGUCCAACAUUGUGAAGACAACGUCGCUACAGUGUCUAUACAAUGACGGGGGUUUGAAGAAACAAUUUGGACCAGCAAAGACAGAAUGUCUGAGUACCAAUGAACUGCAACAUUGUGAAGACAACGUCGCUACAGUGUCUAUACAUUGACGGGGUUUGAAGAAACAAUUUGGACCAGCAAAGACAGAAUGUCUCAGUACCAAUGAACUA
Messenger RNA from Strongylocentrotus purpuratus (purple sea urchin), 936 nucleotides. RefSeq names its product L-threonine ammonia-lyase. Gene Ontology annotation, biological process: L-serine catabolic process; L-threonine catabolic process. Gene Ontology annotation, molecular function: L-serine ammonia-lyase activity; threonine deaminase activity. NCBI's taxonomy places the organism in Eukaryota, Metazoa, Echinodermata, Echinoidea, Camarodonta, Strongylocentrotidae. The transcript is spliced from 4 exons. The record is from RefSeq and is a predicted model, not a curated record. The coding region runs from base 75 to 773 and encodes 232 amino acids.